UCAAUACGUGUACGAAAUGGAUAGUAAUUAAGCAAUUAUAUAUCAAAAUAUACCUAUUAAUUUUGUUUUUUUUAACUACUUGCUUACUACUUUUUUAUAUUUUUUUAUCUUGUUUUAGUUAAGCUAUAUAAAUUACAAAUUAUAUUUAAUGUAAUUUCUUUAACGAGCAAUUUGAUAAUUUCAGAAAAUACUUAAUUGUGUUUAUUCUAAAACUCAAUAUGCUUAUAAUAUUUAUGCACAAACUUAGUUGACAGACUUUAAAACAUAACCAAUAUAAUGAAAUCUGUUUUAUCUUUUUUUGGCUUGGUGGUCAUUACCAUGACAGUUUGUGAUCAACCAUUCACAGGGCCAUUUAUGAGUAAAGAAGAAAAACAAGAACUUAUGAAUGAGGCCAAAGAAAUGUUUUACCAUGCUUACAAUAAUUAUAUGGAAAAUGCAUAUCCAGCAGAUGAACUUAUGCCUCUAAGUUGUAAAGGACGUUGGAGAACAAAAGAAAACAAUCGUGGUGAUAUGGAUGAUGUCUUAGGAAACUACUCAUUAACUUUAAUUGAUUCAUUAGACACUCUUGUAGUUCUUGGAGAUUUACCUGAGUUUGAUAAAGCAGUAUCAAAAGUUGCUGCAGAUGUCUCUUUUGAUAGAGAUGUUGUUGUUUCAGUUUUUGAAAUAAAUAUUAGGGCUCUGGGAGGGUUACUAUCUGGUCAUAUUUUUGCACAUCAUUUUAAAGAAAAUUCAAAUUAUUUGCAAUGGUAUGAUGGAGAACUUUUAAAUAUAGCCAAAGAUUUAGGGUAUAGAUUACUGCCAGCUUUUAACACUACUACUGGUAUACCAUAUUCCAGGAUAAAUUUAAAGUAUGGAAUUAAAAAAGAUCAAUUGCAUUAUCUUCAAGAAACAUGUACUGCAUGUGCUGGUUCAAUGAUUUUGGAAAUGGCUGCUUUAUCCCGUUUAACAAGGAUACCUAUUUUUGAGGAAAAAGCUCAUAAAUCAAUGGAUAGUUUAUGGAGUCUUAGACAUCGUUCUUCCAACUUAAUGGGUACUGUUUUAAACGUAGACUCAGGGGAUUGGAUACGAAGAGAUUCAGGUGUAGGUGCUGGUAUAGAUUCAUAUUAUGAAUAUUGUUUGAAAGCAUAUGUUCUUCUCGGCGAAAGCCGAUAUUUAUCAAGGUUCAAUAAGCAUUAUAGCGCAAUUAUGAAAUAUAUCAGUCAAGGACCAAUGUUACUAGAUGUUCAUAUGCAUCGGCCACAGAUAAAUUCAAAAAAUUUCAUGGAUGCAUUAUUAGCAUUUUGGCCAGGUUUACAAGUACUUAGUGGUGAUAUAAAACCAGCAAUAGAAACACAUGAAAUGUUGUACCAAGUUGUACAAAGACACAAUUUUAUUCCUGAAGCCUUUACCACUGAUUUUCAGGUUCAUUGGGGGCAACAUCCACUCAGACCAGAAUUCUUGGAAUCCACUUAUUUUUUGUAUAAAGCAACAGGAGAUCCCCACUAUCUAAAUGUUGGUCGAGAAGUUUUACAAUCUUUACAAAAAUAUGCUAGAGUUGAAUGCGGAUUUGCUGCUGUAAAGGAUGUUCGUACAUCUGCAAAUGAAGACACAAUGGAUUCAUUUGUGUUAGCUGAAACUUUCAAAUAUUUAUAUCUUUUAUUUGCUGAACAUGAUGAUCUUAUUAUCAAUAUUGAUGAAUACCUUUUUACUACAGAAGGACAUCUUUUACCACUCUCAUUAUCUGUGCAACCCCAAAACUAUACUGAUGCUGAUAAAAUUUUAGAUGAAGAUAUUGAAAUUCCUAAAAGGUCUUGUCCAAGUUUUGAUAAUUUACUUACUGAGUCUAUUAGAAAACCACUAAAAAAUAUGGUUGAUGGUCUUUGUCCUAAUGGUAAAUCAAGAAUUAGAGCUCGAGAGUUUGCUAAAAUCUUUCAAUUUGGUAAUGAAAAACAUAUGCAAAAAAUUAAAGAUAUGGGCAUUAUUGUUACUAAACUACCGAAUGGCCUCCCACUCCUUUUUAUGAAUUCAUCUCAUGAAAAUACUUUAGAUGAUCAAAUAGAUGGACAAGAAUUUUUAAGUGAGCUUAAUAUUAUUAUGAAGGAUGUUAAUCAAAAGGAUAAAAUUAAUUCUGCUAAAGGAGUAUCAUUUCAAAACAAAAAUGGAGAAAAGGUUGUUUUAUAUGCAGGUGCUGCAAAUUUUGGACUUCAAUUAAAUCUUGGCCUCAAAGUUUCUGCUCGUAUAGCAGUUGCAAAUCCUGUUAAAGGAUGUGAAACAUUAGUUAAUUCAAAAGUUGUUAAAGAAAAAAUUGUAUUAGUUGAAAGAGGAGACUGUAUGUUUAUUGAAAAGGCACGAAAACUACAAGAAGCUGGAGCUCUCGGAGGAAUUGUUAUUGAUAAUGCUACAGAUUCAUCAGUUAUGACAUCAAGAGCUUUUUCAAUGUCUGAUGAUGGCAUAGAUGAUGUCAAUAUUCCAUUGGUUUUUUUAUUUGCUUCUGAAGCUCGCCCAUUACUAGACAUUCUGAAUAGUGAUCCUGAGUUAUUAGUUACAAUCAGUGAACUACCAAAAGAAAAUGAAUUUGAGCUGGAUUCACAAAUGUCAAAUGCUGAAACUGUGAUAAAUAGUUCAAUGAAUAAGCUAAAAAAAAUUUUAGGGGAAAUUUUAUUAUCCAAUGAUCCUACGCAGGGUCGGGUUUCCGACUUACUUAAAUGGAAAGCUGAUGACAAUUCAUUAAACAAGGAAUCAUUUUUGAAUUUAUUAAAAGAAGUUUCAAAUCAAAUAAGCGAAAAAAAUAACGAUGAUAUUAUUAAAGUGGAUAAACUGCCAUCAACUAAGCAAAAAAGUUCUGAAAAUGAUACUCAUAGGAAAGUUGAUCCAGACGAAAAUUAACUCUAGUCAUUAAAAAAAUUAUUAUUUGUUUAUAUUAUAAAUAACAACAAAAUAUUGAUUAUUUUUAAUUAGUGUAACUCAUAUACAUAUUAUAACAUCAAUCUAAUUUAUAAUAAUUUCUUGUUAUUUAAUUUGUAAUUUUUCACGUUAUAACGUA
This is a messenger RNA of Daktulosphaira vitifoliae (grape phylloxera), 3022 nucleotides long. It is a transcript of the gene Edem2, whose product is annotated as ER degradation-enhancing alpha-mannosidase-like protein 3. Bases 277 to 2865 code for a protein of 862 amino acids. Gene Ontology annotation, cellular component: membrane; endoplasmic reticulum. The transcript has 14 exons. Gene Ontology annotation, molecular function: mannosyl-oligosaccharide 1,2-alpha-mannosidase activity; calcium ion binding. Gene Ontology annotation, biological process: mannose trimming involved in glycoprotein ERAD pathway; carbohydrate metabolic process; endoplasmic reticulum mannose trimming. The record is from RefSeq and is a predicted model, not a curated record. Lineage: Eukaryota; Metazoa; Arthropoda; Insecta; Hemiptera; Phylloxeridae.